UAUCUUUUCCAUUCACACUCACAUAGCCACUAUCCUGCAACCAGCUUACGUGUACAAUAUCCUAAUUUUGAUAUAUUUUUCCUUUUGACUUUAUUCUCUGAAAGCCGCCUGUGUUUUCUCCAGAGACACUUCUGAAUGUGAAGCAGUGGGAUCCAAAGUCCAAACUCCAAGAUAGCAUCUUUGGACAGAGCGCUAAUUCUACAAGCAAAAUAAAUUCCAGAGGUCGGGAAGGCUGAACAGUGUGGAUGGAAAUGAUGAGAAUGUUAUGACAUCGUAGGUAUAUUUCCGCAGCCCAGAUUCAAUGGAGGGAUGGCUAGCGGGCGAGUGGAAUGCAUGGCCGAAGUGGAUUGCGCUCGCGAUUUUUCUGUUCUGCUUCUUGAUUCGUCUUGCUCUGAACAAGUUUUUGCCCAUCCACAGCCAGAUAAAAACGAAGCCUCAGAAACACCCACAGGCCUCCAAUGUUAGGAACAGCAAGUUAUACAGUCUGGCAAGGGCGGAUGCAUCCAGUGAGCAGCCCUGUCAACCGGGGGUUCAGGAUGGACCGGUACUCUCUCUGAAGAUUGGCUGGUGCUCAGAUGAAAGCUGUAGCGAGAGGGGUUCAGUGAAGGCUAUAAAAAAAGGUGUUCAGUUCAGGAUCUUUGAAAAGUUUUCAGAGGCACACCUACAAAUGCUUGUGAAUGAGUUGGAAGAAAAGUUAGUUCUUGAGGAACAAUGGGAAACUGUGAUAGAAAAAAAAAAUGAUAAUUUCUCAUAUAGUGCAAAAUGCUGUGAUCCAAAGGAUGGCAGCGCUACAAAAUAUAUCAGUACAACUAUCUUUGAGAAUUGCACUACAGAGUUAUUAAGAGAUUUCUACAUGGAUGAUGAAUAUCGGAAAGAAUGGGAUAAAACUGUUGUUGAGCAUGAACAACUAGAAAUCAACCAAGAAAAUGGAAUAGAAAUUGGUCGCAUAGUCAAGAAGUUUCCAUUUCUCACACCAAGAGAGUAUGUUCUAGCUUGGCGUGUUUGGGAAGGAAAGGAGAAGAGCUUCUAUUGUCUAAUUAAGGCCUGUGAACAUCAACUUGCACCUCGACAAAACAAGUACAAACGUGUUGAAUUUUAUUUUUCUGGAUGGCAUAUUAGGAAAGUUCCUGGUAGAGAUGCUUGUGAAAUUAAAGUGGUUCAUCAGGAAGAUGCUGGGUUGAAGCGUGAGAUGGCAAAAUUAUUCUUCUCAAAAGGCAUCUGGAGCUACGUAUGCAAGAUGGACAUAAAUUUGCGGAAAUAUGCAAAAAGAGCUAAAUCACAGUACAUUAAAAAACCAAAUGCUGUCGCUUUGAUGCAGAAGUUGCCAAGUGGAAUUGAGGAGAAUCCAGAUAAUGAUAGGAAUCCAAUAGAAGCAUCAAGUGUCGAAUCCAUUGUCACAAACAGGAAAGGGAUUCAGCAAAAGAGAAACUCAUUUUCUCGUUCUAAAAUGAAAUUGCUAGCAAAGGGGUUAUUGCUAUUGGGUGGAACAGUCUUCCUCACAAAAGGCCAUUCUUCUCUUGGGGCAAAGCUUGCUGUGGCAUGUCUUGUGAAUAAAUUGAUUAAAAAAGAUGGUGCCUCAAAAGACAGUAUACAAAAACAGCUGUUGUUGAGGCCACCUAUUGAAAACAAGCAUUGGUGAUGAAUGGACUGCAUAUGAGGAAGCUAUUAGCAAGAUGUGUUUGGUCAGUGCUCCGUGUUGGAUGAGACACUCAAAUAAAUACUGAAUCUAGGAGUGGUUGGCAUCAUUGUCCAACAUUGUUAUGGUAUGCUCAAAUGUGAAUAUCAUAUUAUAGUUGUGUUUAACACUAUUGUAUCUUACAAUUGUGUGAUCCAGCUGUGAGGUGUAUAUUAUAGGUCAGUUCUAAGAAGGGAGAUGUUCAUUUGUCUAUUAUAGGAUUUUUAGUUCAGAAAAGUUGAAGUUAUCAAUCUGUGGCACUUAUGUUUUGUCUUUUUGGAUUUGCAAGGAAAAAUUAUUAUAUUUAUAUUUUAUGUUACCAUCUAAUAAGUAGCAUGGAAGGAUAUAGUUCUCGUAACA
Molecule: messenger RNA, 2035 nt
Organism: Cryptomeria japonica (Japanese cedar)
Lineage: Eukaryota; Viridiplantae; Streptophyta; Pinopsida; Cupressales; Cupressaceae
Exons: 7
Coding region: 302-1639 (445 amino acids)
Molecular function (GO): lipid binding
Source: RefSeq, a predicted model, not a curated record